UGUUUGUGUUUCUAUGCAUAAUGGCAAGGGAAGCUGCUGUUGCAUGCAUGGAAGAUAAAAACAUGAUACCCACAGCCUCACAGUUGUCUGUAAUUGGCAUAAAGCAUGAUACUCAGAUGACCCAGGUGGUGCAUGAGGAAGAAAAAGAGCCAAACCAUGCUGGUGGUAGUGGUGAUAGUAGUGGUGGUGCAGUGGUAGCAGGCUCAGAAAUAACAGGUAAAAGGAAGAGAGGGAGGCCUAGGAAGUUUGAUAUGCAUUCAGAAACAAUAUCGCGGUCGGUGUCUCCUCCUGACUUUCCUUGUUCCCUAUCUAGGACUUGUGAGAAGCGGGGUAGAGGCCGUCCCCGUGGUUCCGGUCGGCUACAACUCUUGGCUUCCCUUGGUGUUUUAGCUGCAGAAACUGCAGGAGGAAGCUUCAUUCCUCAUUUAAUUCCUGUGAAAGCUGGAGAGGAUAUUGUAAGUAAGAUUUCAUCAUUCGCCGAAAGGGGUUCUCGAGCGAUUUGCAUUCUUUCGGCCACUGGUGCUGUCUCAAGUGUUAUUAUUAGUCAGCCUGGUUCUUCUGGUGGAAUUUUGAGAUAUGAGGGCCUCUUUGAAAUUCUCUCCCUGUCUGGAUCAUUCACAGUUGAUGAAACAAGCGGUGCACACUGCAAAACUGGCAUGUUACAUGUUUCCCUGGCAAAACCUGAUGGCCGGGUUUUUGGUGGUGGUAUUGUUGGGUCUUUGAUAGCAUCUGGUCCCAUUCAACUUAUUAUUGCCAGCUUCAAGCAGAAUAUCUGCAAAGAACUAAAACUGAGGCAAUUGGCACGAUCUGCAGCGGCAGCAGCAGCAGCUAGGAGAGUGCUUGGCAAUUUAGAAAUGGUAACCACACAAGCUGGAGGGCAUUGCACAUCACCAACAUCUCAUCUUUUAGAACGAACAAAUCGUACUGCAGCAUGUAACACAUUCACAGUUGAUCCUCAAAAUGUCUUCAAGCCAACGGAGCCCAUUUCAGACUCCAGAAAUGAAGAUAUCUAGAUGUUUGUCUGUGACUAGUUUAGUUGUUAAUAACUGAAAUAUGGGACUCCUCUUGUCUGUGUAACGACUCUUAUCACAUUAUCCCUUAAUUUGGUCUUAAAGAUGAUCUUAGGGAAAUCUUUUCCUCAUGGAGACUUGAGUAAAUAUAUCAUUUUCUGAGAUACUAUGGGAUGAAU
Molecule: messenger RNA, 1189 nt
Organism: Hevea brasiliensis (rubber tree)
Lineage: Eukaryota; Viridiplantae; Streptophyta; Magnoliopsida; Malpighiales; Euphorbiaceae
Product: AT-hook motif nuclear-localized protein 11-like
Exons: 5
Coding region: 21-1013 (330 amino acids)
Molecular function (GO): minor groove of adenine-thymine-rich DNA binding
Source: RefSeq, a predicted model, not a curated record